This is a messenger RNA of Durusdinium trenchii, 1302 nucleotides long. Lineage: Eukaryota; Dinophyceae; Suessiales; Symbiodiniaceae. The record is from the annotation of a GenBank genome assembly.
AUGGAACUCCUGCCGCUAGAAGCAGGUGCUGCACUGCGGCUAGCAGCUUCCGGUGCAUCAGUAUCGUCAAAGCGUUGCUGCCCUGACGGUCAUCAGCUCUUUUGCUACAUCGUUGCCAGAAGUGCAGCACUCUGUGACACCUGCGAUACCAUGCAAAAGCCUGGAGAAGUGGUUUUUGGCUGCAGCACCUGCGACAGUGAGCUAUGUGCCAAAUGUGCAGUGGAGACCGCCUCAUCUACUGAAGAGGCGGACGAGAGUCGUGAGCUCAUUGCGAGAGUGACCCAGAUGUACUCUGGCGAGAAGUGCACACGCUUUGUCGCCACCCCCAGCGGAGCUGUGCUGGAUACACUGGAUACACAUCAGCAACCUGAACUUCGUGAUAAAGGUCCAGAGGAGAAGCUUGAGAGCUCGACUCAAGCUUCAGACAAAAAAGAAAACCGAGAAGCUGCAAAGCCACCACAGCUGCCUGCAAGGCGCAAGCUUGCAAGCGAGCUCGACGAAUCAACCUGGAAGGGACAGUGGGGCUAUCCGCUACCAAAUGACCAGACCAAUGCGCUGGACAAGCAUCGAGACAUGCUUGGGGCCAUCUUGGAAGAGCAGGAGCGCCUGAUCCAAGCACGACACCUGGAUCAUCGUGAGGUCAAUGAAAAAUACGUGUCCAAAGGCAGCCAGUCCUACGUAGCAGCAAACCCUGAUGCCGGUGCCAAGGAUACCAACUUGAUGGACGAGAAUGCCGCCAAAAUGCGGCCCAGUUGGGCAGUUGAUGGUACAGAGCCGAAAGAUGCUACAGCCGGCGUGCCGUUGGAGAGAACGUUUGAUUUGACACUCACAUUAACUGGAGACUUUGUGGAUGAGCUGGCAAGAGGUUAUUCUCAGCCUUGGUUCCAAGAGCUUCUGAAGCUGUGCAGCGAAGAGUGUGGAGAGGAUCGAGAAAGGUUUAUUUGCCGUUUGCAAGACAUUGCCUUUGAGGUCCAACGACCCAUUCUGGAGAAUUGGGGCUUUGAAGGCAAUGAACAAGGCCUUUUUGAUAUGACAUCCAUCUUGCGGGAGCACUCAAGAACAGCUCCAAACUGGUUGCAAGAGAAGAUUGAUCGCUGUCUUCUAUUGCUCUAUGGCGGUCCAGACGGCAUUCUCGGUCGGGAAUUUGCUGCCAUGGCACAGCGAGAAAAGUCCUUGCUGCAGCUACUUGAAAAGGUCAUGUCAAAGCCUUUGGGGGUUGAAGAUAGUUCAACUCACUUGAUUGACACGGAAUCUAUUUCACGCCAUUUCCUCAGGCGAUGGUUUCGAGCGACGACAUUUUGA